Ixodes scapularis (black-legged tick) is the source of this 540-nucleotide messenger RNA. Its product is annotated as caveolin-3. Gene Ontology annotation, molecular function: molecular adaptor activity. The record is from RefSeq and is a predicted model, not a curated record. The coding region runs from base 1 to 540 and encodes 179 amino acids. Gene Ontology annotation, biological process: caveola assembly. NCBI's taxonomy places the organism in Eukaryota, Metazoa, Arthropoda, Arachnida, Ixodida, Ixodidae. The transcript is spliced from 2 exons. Gene Ontology annotation, cellular component: caveola.
AUGCUGGGCAGCGCCGCCACGCUCGUAGGGACCGGGCCCGCGCCACCCACCGGAGGAGGAGGCAUCGUGGUCGUUGACGCGGCGGGGGCUAGAAGACCCGGCGCUGGGGGCGUUGGACCUUCAGGGACGAUGCGGGGAGGCGACAGGGACCCCAACGUGCUCAGCGAGUAUCUACAGGUGGAGUUCGACGACGUGUUCGCCGAACCCGAGGGCACCUACUCGAUCGACGGCGUCUGGAAGGCGGCCGCCAAGACCUUCACGCAGACCAAGAACGUGUGCUACAAGGCGCUCAGCCUGGUGUGCGCCAUUCCGCUGGCCCUGGUGGUGGGCGUGAGCUUCGCCUGCCUCUCCUUCCAGCACAUCUGGUGCACGGGGCCGGCCAUCCGCCACUGCCGCAUCAACUGCCACGUGGUGCGGGAGUACAUGCGCGUCAUCCUCGAGUCCUGCUGUGCGCCCUGCUUCUCCGAGAUGGGGCUCGUGCUCAGCAGGAUCAGGGUGCAGCACGUCAACGGCCCAGACCGCCGCACUGAGACUAUAUAA